This is a messenger RNA of Suillus paluster, 1329 nucleotides long. RefSeq lists its product as uncharacterized. NCBI's taxonomy places the organism in Eukaryota, Fungi, Basidiomycota, Agaricomycetes, Boletales, Suillaceae. The coding region runs from base 1 to 1329 and encodes 442 amino acids. The record is from RefSeq and is a predicted model, not a curated record. The transcript is spliced from 6 exons.
AUGUCCAUCGAAAAGCUGGAAGAAACUUGGACUUCAGGUUCCAUCACGACGUUGUUUCGUUUACUGGGUUCCGCAGCCGCUAUUUCUGUUCCACUCCGAUCCCCCGUUGCGGGUCUUAGCUGGCGCCUGAUUGUCAAGAGGUGGCAACCUUCGCGGCGCCAGCUACUCUUCGAUUCCCAUAAUUGUCCCGAUAUAUGGCGUGGUACACCAGUCAACAUCACGGUCUCUUUUCCAUCGCAUCCUGAUGAUCCAUCCCUCUUCACCACAUCUAUCCUGGGAGAUGGCAAUACAGGAGAUUAUCUUCCACUGAUCACUUGUCAUCAGAACAAGCUUAGGGACGCUCUUAUCUCGCUGAAGGUUACCUUUACCAAUCCACUGACGUGCAAUCUGUUCGAUGUACUUGCACACGUCGGGCCCAUACCAGACGCACCUGCCAGCGCUGACGAGCCCAGAGCCCUUCAGGCCUGCUCUGCCCUUCGUGCCCUCGAGCAAUCUUUCAAGACAGGGACAUCAUUUGACAUCAUAUUUCAAGCCUACACUCGUCGCUUGUCCCCCGGAAAGGUCGCCAGACCGAUUCCGAUCUAUGCAAACACCACUGUGAUGCAAACCACAACACUUUUACCAGACUUUUCAACCGAAGAAGACCCUGAUCUUUCGGACCUCUUUGAACUGUCUGAAGGCGACACUCUCCCUUUCACUUCCCCGGAGAGUUAUGAGUACGAAUCUGACAGUGAUCUGGACGACGACGACGACGACAAUAAUCUGGCUGUGGUGCAACCUCAGCCAAGCAAUCGGACAUUGCUUUUGGAGGAUGUUGAGAUGGUGCCGGUAGUAACCAACGUGAACCUGAAAUAUGGAUAUCGGGUUGUCCUCAUAAAAGGCGUCGCCUGGAGGACGUGGCACACCUUUAUUUAUUACUGUUAUACUGGCAUUGUCAACUUUACGAAUUUGCGAUCUCAAGGUCCGCCGAAGGCAGCGCUUCAGCGGAGUCACUUAGUAGAUGGACCACCACAUUGCUCCCCGAAGUCGAUGUAUCAACUGGCUAGGAAGCUUCACAAUGAACCAUUAUCUCAACUAGCUCUAACGGCCAUUGAGACUAGGUUGUUUGCGGCCAACAUACUGGAUGAGGUAUUCUCCAAAUUUACUUCCAGGCACGAUGCCGUCAGAGAAAUGGAAAUUCCCAUCCUGGUGAAACACAGGAAUGCGUCAGAUGUUCAGCAGGGUCUCCCUACCAAAAUGGAAGCUGUGGCCAUGGGCAAUAUACCACAUGCUGGGCCGGUUCUCACUGCGUUUUACCAGCGGUUUGCGCAGACACCCUGCCAGAACUAA